Aethalodelphis obliquidens (Pacific white-sided dolphin) is the source of this 2426-nucleotide messenger RNA. It is a transcript of the gene PIP5K1A, whose product is annotated as phosphatidylinositol-4-phosphate 5-kinase type 1 alpha. The transcript is spliced from 14 exons. Gene Ontology annotation, molecular function: 1-phosphatidylinositol-4-phosphate 5-kinase activity. Gene Ontology annotation, biological process: phosphatidylinositol phosphate biosynthetic process. Lineage: Eukaryota; Metazoa; Chordata; Mammalia; Artiodactyla; Delphinidae. The record is from RefSeq and is a predicted model, not a curated record. The coding region runs from base 388 to 1890 and encodes 500 amino acids. Gene Ontology annotation, cellular component: plasma membrane.
ACUGGCUGUGGCUAGGGAGGAGGGGGAGGGGCCACUCGCUCCGCUGGGACUUCUCACUCUCCACCUUGUUCUUUUAGGUGUGGUUUGGUCCGGACGCGGGGUCCCGGCAGCUGGCUUGAGCUUCCUCUGUUGUGAAGGGGGAAAGUAGCUCCCGCGGAAAGCGGUUAAAGUUGCGGAGAGGGUGCGAGACGAGAGUUCUCCCCCAUGCCCGCCGAAUGGUGCGGCCCUGAGUUGGUCCCGGAGCCGGCGCGACGUAUCUGAGAGAGGGGGCGGGGAGGCGGCCCGGAGAACGCGGGUUCUGUGAAGAGACGUGGGGAAGAUUCGACUCCGAGAAGAGGAAGAGGAUUCAAAAGGAGCGAGGCCGCUGAGGGGGAGGGGGCUGCCAAGAUGGCGUCGGCCUCCUCUGGGUCGUCGGCGGUUGGGUUUUCAUCCGCGGAUUCCGGGGUCCCUCCCUGCACCUCGUCUUCAGCAUCUGGAAUCAAGAGACCCAUGGCAUCUGAGGUGCCUUAUGCCUCUAGCAUGCCCAUGAAGAAAAUAGGCCACCGAGGUGUUGAUUCCUCAGGAGAGACAACAUAUAAAAAGACAACCUCGUCAGCUUUAAAAGGUGCCAUCCAGUUAGGCAUUACUCACACUGUGGGGAGCCUGAGUACCAAACCAGAGCGGGAUGUCCUCAUGCAAGACUUCUAUGUGGUGGAGAGUAUCUUCUUCCCGAGUGAAGGGAGCAACCUGACUCCUGCUCAUCACUAUAAUGACUUUCGGUUCAAGACCUAUGCACCUGUUGCCUUCCGCUACUUUCGGGAGUUAUUUGGUAUCCGCCCUGAUGAUUACUUGUACUCCCUCUGCAAUGAGCCGCUGAUUGAACUCUGCAACUCUGGAGCUAGUGGUUCCCUCUUCUAUGUGUCCAGCGAUGAUGAAUUCAUCAUUAAAACAGUCCAGCACAAAGAGGCGGAGUUUCUGCAGAAGCUGCUUCCAGGAUACUACAUGAACCUCAACCAGAACCCUCGGACUUUGCUGCCUAAGUUCUAUGGACUGUACUGUGUGCAGGCAGGUGGUAAGAACAUUCGAAUUGUGGUGAUGAACAAUCUCUUACCACGGUCAGUCAAGAUGCAUAUCAAAUAUGACCUCAAGGGCUCAACCUACAAAAGGCGGGCUUCCCAAAAAGAGCGAGAGAAACCUCUCCCCACCCUUAAAGACCUGGACUUCUUACAAGACAUCCCUGAUGGUCUCUUUUUGGAUGCUGAUAUGUACAAUGCUCUGUGCAAGACCCUGCAGCGCGACUGUUUGGUGCUGCAGAGCUUCAAGAUAAUGGACUAUAGCCUCCUGGUGUCAAUCCAUAACAUAGAUUAUGCACAACGAGAGCCUUUAGGCAAUGAAGCACAAUAUUCAACUGACACUCGCAGACCAGCCCCCCAAAAGGCUCUCUAUUCCACAGCCAUGGAAUCUAUCCAGGGCGAGGCUCGACGAGGUGGCACCAUGGAGACUGAGGACCAUAUGGGUGGCAUCCCGGCCCGGAAUAGUAAAGGGGAAAGGCUGCUGCUUUAUAUUGGGAUCAUUGACAUUCUUCAAUCUUACAGGUUUGUUAAGAAGUUGGAGCACUCUUGGAAAGCUCUGGUACAUGAUGGGGACACCGUAUCAGUGCAUCGCCCAAGCUUCUACGCCGAACGGUUCCAGCGCUUCAUGUGCACUACAGUGUUCAAGAAGAUCCUCUGCGUCCACUUCGGUCGUCCUGAUGUUUUACCUCAGACUCCACCUUUAGAGAAAAUCAGUGAGGUCUCGACUAUUCCUGACCCCUAUUUCUCACCUGUAGUUGGAGAGACUUUGCAAAUGCUAACUACAAGCUCAACCCUCUUGGAAAAGCAUGAAGUUCCAGAGUCAGAGUUCAUCCAUUGAACAAAAAUCCUCAGAAGACCUGGAGCAAGAUUCUACCAUCUCUGUGAUCCCAAGAUGUCAGCCCUUGACCCAGCAAUGCUGAGUUUUCUUUUACUUGGUCAUCAAAAAAAGUGUAAUGGAGGCUAAGGGAGCUCUCCGUCUCCUCCCUGAAGAAGAACCUCUUCUACUUCGCCUUCCUCAUGAAUGGGCAUUAGUGCCUCGGACAGUUGAGGACAGCGGCAUCCUCUCUACUCCUGAGCUGGGUGGCACAGGUUUUCUACUAGCCAGCCUUCCUUCCACAACUGAAUUGUUUUCAAACCCCCAUUCUUCCUGUUGGAAGUGGGGUUGUUGGACUUGGUGGUUUUCUUCCCCCUCAUCUACCUUUCACCAGGAGCUGGACUCUUAAUUUCCUCAGGACAGACUGGCUGGUACAUUAUCCCAACCUUAGCUCUUUUUCUGUGGAAGAAGACCCCUGUACUCUUUUUUUUUUUUUUUUUUUGCGGUAUGCAGGCCUCUCACUGCUAUGGCCUCUCCUGUUUCAGAGCACAGGCUCCGGA